UUUUAGAUUACCAAUCCGUUAGAUCACUCAUUGUUCAUCUCUAACUAUAAUCUAUCCAAUAAACGAUGCCCCAUCCACUGUUAUGCAUGCUAUUCUUACUAAGCGCACAAGCUGCUCUAUCGCAAACAACUAUGAAUGACCAAAAGUCAACACCUUUGACAGAGAGUCAAUCCAAUGUCCUCUCCAUUUAUCACAAAAAGGACGGGGCUUUUAUAAAACGUGGUAUCAUCACAGGGCUACCCGGUGUGCCGCAAUACGAGCCUACAGAACACGAAAUAGUGAAAUUUGAUCAACGAGAUCCAUUCUAUCAGAUAAAGUUGAAAGACGAAAGAACAGGCCAUGUUAUAUUACAGUCUGCUAAAAUGUGUCAAAUGGUAGCAAGUGAAUGGAAAGAUCAUUUCAUUAUCAAUCUAGAUGAAAAUAAUAAUUUUUAUCAUUACAGUUAUUAUCCUGCAACAAGUGAUUGUCCAACAGACAUUAGCUAUCCUGUAGUGACGAAUGCAUUCAAUACUUCAGUCACUGUCAUGUCUCCUGAAUAUGGACCAAAACCAUUGUUAGGACAUUUUGCUGCUGAACAGCCGAAACAGAAAUCGAAGAAAUCAACAGCAAAGAUCAACGAUGGAAUUGUGAAUGAAAAUGAAAUCGUUGAAGAAAAAUCUUUUUUCCAAAAAUAUUGGUAUUUGAUUUUGGGAGCAGUUUUGCUAAUGCUAACUAAUAAUAUGGCGCCUGAACCCGCUUCAGCAAGUGGUUCAGGUACUCCUAGAAGACGUUAAUGGCUGUCUAGAAAUAAAAAAUGUUUGUUUGACCCGUCAGCUACCCAUCUCGCGCUGCAUAUACGACUUUACUCUUCUUAUUGAGCUUGAAAAUAGUUUGAGAAGAUUUGCCCAAACCUUCAUUAAUUUUCG
Mycotypha africana is the source of this 905-nucleotide messenger RNA. RefSeq lists its product as uncharacterized. The record is from RefSeq and is a predicted model, not a curated record. Bases 66 to 773 code for a protein of 235 amino acids. NCBI's taxonomy places the organism in Eukaryota, Fungi, Mucoromycota, Mucoromycetes, Mucorales, Mycotyphaceae. The transcript has 5 exons.